This is a messenger RNA of Xyrauchen texanus (razorback sucker), 2834 nucleotides long. Its product is annotated as tsukushi-like. Gene Ontology annotation, molecular function: protein binding. NCBI's taxonomy places the organism in Eukaryota, Metazoa, Chordata, Actinopteri, Cypriniformes, Catostomidae. Bases 339 to 1382 code for a protein of 347 amino acids. The record is from RefSeq and is a predicted model, not a curated record. The transcript has 2 exons.
ACAAGCCAACACACAAGCGUGGUAGCCUUUUAAACCAGUUAAUGUUCUGUUUUUUUACUGCCUCAUGCUGAUGAUUGCUGUGAACAUGUCAAGUCUCUUUCGCUAUCAGUUAGUUAUCAGGUUAACCCAUGACCACAUUAAGUGGCAUUGACCGUACUAUGAAAUGGAUCGGGAGCCAAGUGUUAAAAGAGGUUUAAGUUCAGGUCAUUUUGUUUCAGUAACAAAAAUCAGCAACAGGGUCGAACAGAAUUUUAAUACAUUUCAGCUACAGUCAGAGAGAACAAUUCCACCUGCGUGACCUGAUAGAUCUUCAGUGUACUUAAUCAGAACAAUCCACCAUGGAUACUUCGCUAUGUCUCAUCUUCUCUUUGCUUGGCCUGGCCGUGGUGGGAGGGGUGAAGAACUGCCAUCCACUAUGUCGAUGUGAGGUGGAGAGCUUUGGUCUUUUUGACAGUUUCAGCCUCACCAAGGUGGACUGUAGUGGGAUCGGCCCUGGAACUGCUCCAGUCCCCAUCCCUCUGGACACUUCCCAUCUUGACCUCUCCUUGAAUUCUUUCGCCUCCAUCACUGACUCAAUGCUCGCUGGCCCAGGUUACACCACAUUGAUCAGUCUGGACAUAAGCAACAAUCUCAUUUCUCAAGUAAGUCCCAAAGCAUUCUCCAAGCUUCGCUACCUGGAGACGUUGGACUUGAGCAACAAUGCUCUUGAGAGUCUCACCGAUGGCUGCUUUAACGGUCUCCCUCUGGUUGAGGUGGACCUUAGUGAAAACCGAUUCAAAGAGUUCAGUCUGGAUCUCUUUACUACCAGGGUACAGGAUAUACCAAUCAUGGUGGACCUGUCCAAAAACCUUCUAGCCUCUAUUUCCAGGAGAACACCUGGCCAUCCUCUGUACAUAAAGAGUCUUAUGUUAGCAGGGAAUAGAUUGAAGAUGGUGCCAACGCUUGGUGGAAUUCCUCUUCAGUAUCUCAACCUGGAUGGAAAUCUCAUCUCCAACAUUGACACAGGGGCCUUUGAUUCAAUGACAGAACUUAUUUACCUGUCUCUCAGUGGCCUACCUGAGCUGACAAUGAUACAAUCUGGUGGUUUCAGGGGCCUGAGGAAUCUUCAAGUCUUAGACCUAUCAAACAACAGCCAACUCAAGACUUUGAAUCGAGAUGUAUUUGGCGGACUCGUCUCUUUACAAGAGCUUAAUUUGUCCAGUACUACUGUCACACCAUUGUCGCGGACUGUCUUUACCCUAAUGCCGAGUAUAAAAAGUAUAAUUCUGGGGCCAAAUGUAAAUUGCUGGAAGACGCAAAAGCAAGGACAGUUUCAUAGACAGAUAGGACAGGCCAAACCCAAUGAUAUACUCACCUGUGAUGUUGCAGGUAUGAUCUUAUGAUCCUGAAAUGCCAAGAAAGACAUGAUAUAUGAGUAUUUGUCCAUCUCUGUGCCUUAUUCCACAAAAUAUUUUUUUUUAAAAUUCCACAUUGCAUUUUAUUUGCACAUACUAUGCCUAUACCUAAGGUCCUUUACUUUACAUGUGUUCAUUGCAUUCCCACACGCAUUGUACAUUGUGUGGACCCAUGCACUUUAGUUCACACAGUUCUGUUCUUCUCAUAUUUAAUAUGUUACCUUAGAUUUUUUUUGUGAUGUCAGGUCAGAUAUGAUGUGUUGUCAGACUGGAUCAAGUUGACUAUAUUCAUUCUUUAAGACAUUUUGUACAAACCAAAGUAACAGGUAAAGUCUGUGCCUUACAAUCUGUUCAAUAAGGUAACCGAUCUGGAACAGGACACAUCUAAUAAGACUUAAGUUUUGAGGCCCCUCAUUAACUUAAAUGACCAUAAAAGCUUUUUAGGUUACAGUUACAGUAUGUUUGAUCUCAUUUUCAGAAACUUGAUUACGGAAUUAUUUACAAUGGGCCUUCAUUACUGAUGGCAAUACUGUCUAGAGUAUUUUUGUUAUUUGUUUUUAAUUGGCCAAUUUAAAAUGGACAUUUACUUUUUUUAUAGAAGCCCUUUGAAUGAAUUACAAUAUGUGACAUUUUGGAAUUUAAAAAAUGAUUUUUGCACAGUAAUGAAAUUUGUUAGAUCAGAAGUGAAGCAUUUUGCUAUUAAACCAUAAAACAUAAUUUACAAAAUGCACAUCACUAAUCAUUUUAUACAUCUAUAAUUUGGAGGCAUGUCUGUCACCGAUGUUUACAUGUCAUUGCUCUGAAAUGUUGCACUUUUAAUGUUCUCAUGAGGUUAAUUGAGAUUUUAAUGGAUUGAUAGCAUGAUAGUUGUCCAUCAUGUUAGGAAUAUUUUAUAUUUGUAUACUCUGUUAAUAAAUGAUAAUCGACUUAUAUCAGUAUUGUUGUACUUCCAAAGCUUUACAAGUUCUUUAUUGAAUAGUUCACCCUAAAAUUAAAAUUGUCACCAUUUACUUACCCUCUUGUCAUUUAAAAACCCACAUUGUUAUUUUUUCAUGUUCAUCACACAUACUGUAUGGCUUUAGUGUACUUGUGAUAUAGCACACAAGUUGUAUUGACUACAUUUAUGAAACCUCUAUGGUGCUUUUUGUCAUUUUUGGAGCUCAACCGCCUGCAUUUAGUUGUACUUUCAAUACAUGGAAAAAUAUACAUCUUUUGAACAUCAUGAGAGUGAGCAAAUUACAGAAUUUUAUUUUUGUGAACCAUUCCUUUUAAGCCUGUGCAAACCUGUUAACGUGCACCCGUUUUGAGCACAAGCCUAAAACAACAAACUGAAGUUACAAUGGCUGACGUUCAUCCCCACAUUGUAUUGUAGACAUCAUUUUGGUCUUUUUGAAAGGAGAUACUUGGAAGUUUGUUGUUAUGAAGUAGAAAUCAAUAAAA